Molecule: messenger RNA, 522 nt
Organism: Aspergillus glaucus CBS 516.65
Lineage: Eukaryota; Fungi; Ascomycota; Eurotiomycetes; Eurotiales; Aspergillaceae
Exons: 1
Coding region: 1-408 (135 amino acids)
Source: RefSeq, a predicted model, not a curated record
AUGGGGGAAGCCCCGGGCACACAAGAGUCCCCGACCGCUUCCCCCCGAGAGCCCACCACCCCGAAACGACCGCCCAAACGACCGAGGCCAGAAACCCCGAAGAAAGCUAUAGAGCCCCCUGUUAUCCCUCAGAACAUGCCAUGGACUGGACAAUUCAAUCAAAAUACGCCUCCCGAAUCCCCUCCCCACGGAUCCCCCCAAAGCCAACUCGACCUGGAGCUCCAAAGCCACAUCACAGCAGCAGUGGCUUCGCGCACAGCACAGAUAAAGACUACAGGAGAUGAAGUAAUGGAGUUCGUCUCUAUGGUUAACCUGAAAAUCACCAAUUGGGAAGAGAGGAGCCUUCAAGGAGCUGCCUCCUUGGGCAAGGACAUCAGAACCUGGUCCUCAACUUCAGCUCGAACCUAGCGACGGGACUCCCUGCCAAAGCAGAUAACCACCUAUCCCCUUCCUCUAAGCACAAUGGCUAUGCCGAAGCUGCUAGAGCCUCACCCGGUGCCCCCAAGGCACCACUCAAGAUAC